AUGUUCCUGAUAUGGCUGGGACUUGUGCCAAUGAUGGGUUUUUGUGUCAGCACAGCCCAUGCAGGCAACUUGAUACUCCAUAUGGACACUGUGAUUGAAAUUCUGAACGAUGUGGAAUUCCACUUGAACGGGACCCCAGACCUAACUAUAGCAGAGCUGUACCAGGAAUUGGAGUUGUGUAAUAGUAAAAUUUGCCAGUUUGUUCUUGGUCCAGUGACUUCCAGGACCUUUGACUUGCCUUACCUGAGUAAGGCAAAGAGAACAUUCUUAAAAAAUCUAGUGAAUCAUACAUUUGAUGGCUCCCAAGUGGAACAUGGGGUAGUCUUAACUCCUGAUGGAACCACAGUUUCAAUUAGUCCUUUACUUGCUGGAAUCGCAGCUGGAUUCAGAAUGAAAAAUGAGUUGUCUCUGUACGAGAAACCUUUGACCACUGGCCCUCCAAACAGUUCUGGAGAAGAAUCACAGCUUUCUUUGGAUCUCCUUAUUUCCACUAUUUCAAUGGACCUUGGAAUGACUUUUCUCUUCUUUUACUCUAAGCAGAGCCAGGUAGCCCUGGGACCAAAUGGCUGUUGGGAUAGUAUCUCUGAACCCUGUACUUUUACCUUAAUGGGUCCUCCCUCAUAUAUGCCUGAUGCUGUUAUCAAUGGUGCAAUGGAUGGUUUUAUUUUGGGCACUUACUUGGUAGAGAAGGUUGAUCUACCAUCCAAUAUCAGUGUUCUGCUGAAUGACUAUUAUGGCUCUAAGGGCCUGGAUGGGGAAGAAAAAAUGCGGAGCAACUUCCGCAGAAAAUUUUUUGCAGCACUGCUGAGUAAAGAAAAGCUACAGGAGCAGGUAGAAAAUGCUCUGCGCCUUCUCUGGAAGAUGAAUGAAGCCAGCUCCCUCUUUGAAGAAAUCACAGACAAAGAAUUGACAUUUCUGGCAAAACAAGCUGUUGAUGAGUUCAUGACGAUGUAUGUAGAAUGUCCUGCCAUAAUUCCACGAUGCAUAUGGGGGGCCCGUCCUUAUAAAGGAACACCCACUCAACUUAAGCUGCCCUUAGGAUUUGUCUACAUCCACCACACCAGCACCCCUUCUAAGCCAUGCCGAACCUUCUCCUCAUGUGCAGCUGACAUGCGAAACAUGCAGCGAUUCCACCAAGAUGACCGUGGUUGGGAUGACAUUGGCUACAGCUUUGUUUUUGGCAGUGAUGGCUACCUCUACCAAGGCCGGGGCUGGCACUGGGUAGGAGCUCACACCCGGGGGUACAAUAGCAAAGGGUACGGCAUCAGUUUCAUUGGAGACUACAUGAAGGUCCUCCCAGACUCCUAUGAGCUGGAGCUGAUGAAGAACAACUUCAUUCAGUGCUCAGUGAAGGGUGCCAGGCUGCAGGCCAACUACACCAUCCAUGGACACCGACAGAUGGUGCCCACCUUAUGCCCAGGAGACAGACUUUUCCAGGAGAUAGAAACAUGGAAAGGUUUCAAAACAAGAUGCUUUAUAGACAAGUAUGGCAAUAAGCUUUGUAUCUAAUAUGCAGCCUGGAA
This is a messenger RNA of Protobothrops mucrosquamatus (brown spotted pit viper), 1523 nucleotides long. RefSeq names its product peptidoglycan recognition protein 2 (gene PGLYRP2). The record is from RefSeq and is a predicted model, not a curated record. Gene Ontology annotation, molecular function: zinc ion binding; peptidoglycan immune receptor activity; N-acetylmuramoyl-L-alanine amidase activity. The transcript is spliced from 4 exons. The coding region runs from base 1 to 1509 and encodes 502 amino acids. Gene Ontology annotation, biological process: peptidoglycan catabolic process; detection of bacterium; defense response to Gram-positive bacterium. Lineage: Eukaryota; Metazoa; Chordata; Lepidosauria; Squamata; Viperidae.